AUGGCAGGAGCAGCCGCCAAAUACCGCCAUCUCUCGCGCACGAGCUCGCACCGACAAGCCCUCCUCCGCAACCUUGUAACCUCGCUCUUCGAGCACGAAUCAAUAUCUACAACAUGGCACAAGGCGAAAGAAGCGCAGCGGCUAGCCGAGAAGCUAGUCACCCUGGGCAAGAAGAACACGGAAGCCAGUCGGCGGAAAGCGCAUGAGAUAUUCUACCGUCCCCUCGAGCUCGUCCCCAAGCUCUUCGGCCCCAUCGCCUCCCGCUACGCAACCCGGCCAGGCGGCUACACCCGCGUCCUCCGCAUCGAGCCGCUAAAAGAAGACCAAGCGCCCUCCGCGAUCCUCGAGCUGGUCGACGGCCCCAAAGACAUGCGCUUCGCCAUGACCGCCCGCACCGUCGCAAACAUCCGGACCGCCUCUGCCGCCGCGAACCGGCCCGUCAGCAUCAACGACAUCACAGCCACCAACAUCAAAAAGGCAACGCGGUUCCGGGCGGGCGGGGAGCAGGAGCUGGAGAAGAUGGUCGGGGAGAUGGAGCAGCUUAUGCGUGAGGAGAAGGCGGAUGAGGAGCGCUGGGAGGAGGAGAAGGGGGACAAGGAGAAAAAGAGACGGGAUAGAGAUAGGGAGUUGGAGAAACGGGUUGAGGGGAGGGAGCCAAGGAGGAGGAGCGUGUAUCCGGAUCGUAUGUCGGAGAGCGGGAGAAGGGGAUACAAGAGGGGACGGUAG
This is a messenger RNA of Coniosporium apollinis CBS 100218, 726 nucleotides long. RefSeq lists its product as uncharacterized. The record is from RefSeq and is a predicted model, not a curated record. The transcript is spliced from 2 exons. Bases 1 to 726 code for a protein of 241 amino acids. Lineage: Eukaryota; Fungi; Ascomycota; Dothideomycetes. Gene Ontology annotation, cellular component: ribosome; mitochondrial large ribosomal subunit. Gene Ontology annotation, molecular function: structural constituent of ribosome. Gene Ontology annotation, biological process: translation.